AUGCUCGCCCGACGAGCUCCUUACGGCAGCCAUAUCGCCAAUCUUCACUCGAGAAGAGCGUUCGCAACCCAAGCAUCUAUUCCCCAAACCUACGUCGAGAAGAUCGUGCAACGCCAUGCGGUCGGUCUCCCCGAGGGCAAGGUCGUCAAGGCUGGUGACUAUGUCAUGAUCAAGCCUCAGCACGUGAUGACCCAUGUCAGUCUGGUCUAGGGGCGUAGCUUUUGACUCCGAGAACAAAGAUACUGAUGCUGCUUCUGCUCCUCACUGGUCGCAGGACAACACCGGACCCGUCAUUUCCAAGUACGUCGAGCACUUUGACUCGGAAGAAGCCCCGAAACCUCACGUACUGAUCGAUCCUCACCCCUUUCACAGAUUCAAGUCCAUCGGAGCAUCCAAGAUUUCGAACCCUCGUCAAACGGUCUUCACCCUCGACCACGACGUUCAAAAUCGCUCCAAAGCGAAUCUCGCGAAGUACUCCAAAAUCGAAAGUUUCGCCGGCGAGCACGACGUCGAUUUUUAUCCUGCUGGACGAGGUAUUGGGCAUCAGAUCAUGAUCGAGGAAGGGUAUGCUUUCCCGGGGGUCAUGACUGUUGCGAGUGAUAGUCAUUCCAACAUGUAUGGUGGGGUGGGGUGUGUCGGCACCGCCAUCGUUCGGUGAGUCCGACGAGGGAUUUCGAGCGCGGACCAGACAGGCGACUCACUCUUGCAAGUCCAAUCACGAUAGAACGGAUGCCGCCGCUCUCUGGGCCACGCAACGUACAUGGUGGCAAGUCCCACCAAUCGUUCGAGUCAACCUCGAAGGUGAACUACCGCUCGGCGUCACGGGCAAGGACAUCAUCAUCGCGCUCUGCGGCAGCUUCAACAAGGACGAGGUCUUGAACCACGCUAUCGAGUUCGGUGGCAGUGGUGUCGCGCAGCUCAGCGUCGAUGAACGUCUCGCCAUCUCCAACAUGACGACCGAAUGGGGUGCACUCGUCGGUGUCUUCCCCGUCGACAGCGUCUUGCAAAAGUGGUACGAUGGACAACUCAAAAAAGCCGAGCUGCGCAAGUUCCAGUUUGCGGGCAAAUCCUCCUCCGUCCCUACGGUUGACCACCCUCGGUUGACCGAGAAGCGCCUCGCGGAAGUGUUUGCGAACCCGAUCAAAGCCGAUGAAGGAGCGACCUACACCAAGACGCUCACUCUCCACCUCCCUACGCUCUCCCCUUCUGUCGCGGGCCCCAACUCGGUCAAAGUCGCGACGCCUUUACCGACGCUCGAAGAACAAAAGAUCAAGAUCAACAAGGCCUACCUGGUCAGCUGCACCAACUCGCGCGCAUCGGAUCUCCAACGCGCGGCCGAGGUGAUGAAGGGGAAGAAGCUCGCACCGGGGGUCGAGUUCUACAUCGCCGCUGCAUCGUCGGUCGUGCAGAAGGAAUCUGAGGCGGCGGGUGAUUGGGCCGCGCUCGUGGCGGCGGGUGCAAAGGUCCUUCCAGCAGGCUGCGGACCUUGUAUUGGAUUGGGGACGGGCUUGCUCGAGGAUGGCGAGGUCGGCAUCUCGGCUACGAACCGAAACUACAAGGGUCGAAUGGGGUCACCGAAGGCCCUCGCGUACCUGGCUUCACCCGAAGUUGUCGCAGCCAGUGCGAUCGCAGGACACAUCUGCGGACCCCGAAUCGAAGGUGCUACACCAUCGAAGAAUGAACCCAAGAUCGACCUGGUGAUUCACACUUCUGCUGCCUCUCCUGCUGCUUCGGAAGGCCCCGCCGCUGCCGAACCGCUCUUGCCUUCAUUCCCCCCCUUGUUCUCCGGCCCAUUGAUCUUUGCGCCUCAAGACAAUCUCAACACGGAUGGUAUCUACCCCGGUAAAUACACGUACCAGGACGACAUCACACUCGAGAAGCAAGCCGAAGUCGUGAUGGAGAAUUACGACGUCGAUUUCGCCUCCCUCAUGGCACGGAUCCGAUCACCCGCUUCCGAGACCCGUUCCAAAGGUCGGGGCGUCGUCCUUGCGAGUGGCUACAACUUUGGGACCGGAUCUUCUCGAGAACAAGCUGCGACGGCGUUGUUAUCCUCCGGGGUGCCUUUGGUUUUGUGUGGUUCGUUCGGGGACAUCUUUAAACGCAACUCGAUCAAUAACGCCUUGAUCUGCGUCGAAUGCCCUGAAUUGAUCGAGGAUCUGACUAGGGAUUUCGGAAAAGAUGGGAAGAGGAAUGCAGGAGGGAAGGAUGGGAAAGGGACGGUCGAGACGCAGUGUUGGGUUGAAGUGGGGAGUGGGGAUGGGAAGGUGACGGUGAAGGAUAAGGAAGGGGGGAAAGUGAUUAAGGAGUACAAGGUUGGGACAGUCGGCACGAGCGUGCAGGAGUUGUGGUUGGGUGAGUCUUGGGUGUCGUGGACUUGCUGGACUGGAUCGGCGUGCUGAUGACUUUUUGUUGGUGAACUUUGACGAACAGCCGGCGGUCUCGAGGGGUGGGUGCGCGAGAGGAUCUGA
This is a messenger RNA of Microbotryum saponariae, 2468 nucleotides long. The record is from the annotation of a GenBank genome assembly. NCBI's taxonomy places the organism in Eukaryota, Fungi, Basidiomycota, Microbotryomycetes, Microbotryales, Microbotryaceae.